This is a messenger RNA of Acanthoscelides obtectus, 2268 nucleotides long. The record is from the annotation of a GenBank genome assembly. NCBI's taxonomy places the organism in Eukaryota, Metazoa, Arthropoda, Insecta, Coleoptera, Chrysomelidae.
GGGAUACAAAAUAUGAGAUAAUUUCAUUUAUUUAUGAUUUGUUCCGAAGUAGUCAAGGCAAAAAUGGGAACACUGAGAUGGAUCGUUCAGCAAUUCUGAAGACGAACUGAAAAAUUUUUAUUUUAGAAUGUCGCCUAUGUAAUAUGUUUCUUGAGCCUACUAUACUUCUAGGAAAGGUUUCUUGCAAGUUGAACCAAACGUUUGGUACGUUAACUCAUUUUAUAAUUGCACGUAAAAGGCACUACAUUCGUGCACGACCUGGCAAAAUUUGCUAUUUAUUUUGCCCAGUUAUGUACCUUUGAAUUUGAAUGUUUCGCAGUGAUUUCAUGUGUGAGUGCUAAAUCACUAAUUUCCUUCCUUCCUUGAAUUUCAGCUUGGGAUUAUCAAUUCCGUUACGACUAUCAAAUAUGCGCGUCAACAAUUGACCCCCACAGCCACUUUUUAGCAGCGAUCUCUGAUGUGAACGUCGUUAUGAUUAAAAAUACCGCGUUAUAAAUAGAACGCGCUUGUAGAUAUAGACAAAAGAAGAAAAAAUGGAAAACACCGCGAAACGCGUAAAAUAUACCUUGCAGUUGCAGAGUUGAUUCAUUAAGCUAAACACCGGGAUAUUGCUAAUCAUUAAAUUCCAAUGACAGUGUUCAGUUUCAACAAUUGUUUUCUGAGAUUAAUCUGAAUUAUCAGUAUCAUAACUCAUAAGAAUUGCGAUAGAACUUUAUAAUUAUUUUAUAUGAUAAUGACAUACUGAAGAUCUGCGAAACGUGAUCUAUUUCUGAAGUGAAUUCAGUUUGAGGCAGUAUGAACGAGGAGACGAUUCCUCGUGUUAACCGGGUUAAAAUUGGUGACCGGAAUCUAUGGAGAGAAUAUGGGCUCCUGGUAGAGCGAUUCAAGCCUCUGGAUCUGGGUCAAGGACAUCCUGAUUUUAUUCCAAAUAUAGCGAAAGAAGCCUUGCUAGAAGUAGCGAAUUCGAGUGAUUCAUCAAUACAUCAGUAUUCCAUCAGUAAUGGACAUCCAAGGCUGCUAAAUGCACUAUCAAAGCUAUACUCAACGCUGCUCAAAAGGACCAUAGAUCCAAAUACGGAGCUGUUAUCUACCAUGGGGGCCAAUGAAGCACUGUAUUGUGCAAUUUUAGGGCUGAUCGAGGAUGGUGACGAGGUUGUCGUCAUUGAACCAUUUUUUGAUUUGUAUGUUCCACUUAUAAAGAUGGCUGGAGGAACUCCAAGAUUUGUGACACUUAAAAAGAGCUGUACCGGUUCACCAAACACGUCUGCAGAUUGGAUACUUGACCCCUAUGCAUUAGAAAACGCCUUCAACGAAAAAACAAAAGCAGUGAUAAUGAACACCCCUAUAAAUCCAUUGGGGAAAAUUUUUGAGAUAGCAGAACUACAAAAAAUUACAGAUUUAUGCAGGAAAUGGAAUGCAGUAUGUAUAUCUGACGAAGUUUAUGAAUGGAUGGUAUACAAACCUAGAGAACAUGUGCGAAUAGCAACGUUCCCAGGAAUGUGGGAAAGAACACUUACAAUAGGAUCUGGUGGGAAGUCGUUUUGCAUAACAGGCUGGAAGGUAGGAUGGGUAUACGGCCCAGACAAACUCAUGAACCAUUUGAAAGUGAUCCAUCAAAUGGCAGUGUACGCAGGUAGCACACCUCUUCAGGAAGCUGUUGCCAUCAUGCUGGAAAAAGAGAUAGAACUUCUGGGGACUCCGGAGUCAUUUUUUCACAAAAUGCAGGAAAAUCUUAAGAAAAAUAGAGAUUAUGUUGUCGAUGUACUAAGAAGACAUAAUUUUUUGCCCGUCGUACCUGACUCUGGAAUAUUCUUGAUUGCUAACUGGUCAAAUCUAGAAAGCAAACUAAAUAUAAACGUAAAAAAUGGUGACUACAAAGACGUAGGCUUCACCAAAUGGCUGAUCGAAAGCAUUGGCUUGCAUGGAAUGCCAUCCACCAUGUUCUACAACAAAGAAAAUAGAAACGAAAUGGAGAACUUCGUUCGAUUCUGUUUUAUUAAGGAUCAUGAAACCUUAGAGAUUCUACCUAAGAUUUUAGACAAACUACAGCUACACUGUACAUGAUUUAUCAUCACAUCCAAUAAGAACUGUGGAAAACUAAAAUGAGAAUUUCAUGUAGAAAAGUCGCCACGAAGCCAUCGUUUCGCAUCUCUGGAAUCGUUUCCAUACGUCUUGCCAUACCUAGAUGAACAAAACAAUAUAAAUGUACAUUUAUAGAAUAUUUUGUAUUUUUUUUUAAAUAUAUGCAUUAUAAUACGAUGUAAUUCC